Cricetulus griseus (Chinese hamster) is the source of this 2543-nucleotide messenger RNA. Lineage: Eukaryota; Metazoa; Chordata; Mammalia; Rodentia; Cricetidae. The record is from RefSeq and is a predicted model, not a curated record.
AUGAUUUCUUUUUGUCUUCUCUUUUAGAUAUUGCUAUAUGGAGAUUUGCCAAAAAAUAAAGAAAAUGUAAUAUAUUUAGCAAAUCAUCAAAGCACAGUUGACUGGAUUAUUGCGGACAUGUUGGCUGCACGACAGGAUGCCCUUGGACAUGUGCGCUAUGUGCUGAAAGAUGGGUUAAAAUGGCUUCCAUUGUAUGGGUUUUACUUUGCUCAGCAUGGAGGAAUUUAUGUAAAACGAAGUGCCAAAUUUAAUGAAAAAGAAAUGAGAAACAAACUUCAGAGCUACGUGAACGCAGGAACACCAAUGUAUCUUGUGAUUUUCCCAGAGGGAACAAGGUAUAAUAAAACACACACAAAACUGCUUUCAGCCAGUCAGGCAUUUGCUGCUCAACGGGGCCUUCCAGUAUUAAAACACGUGCUGACACCAAGAGUAAAGGCAACUCACGUUGCUUUUGAUUCUAUGAAGAGUCAUUUAGAUGCAAUUUACGAUGUCACAGUGGUUUAUGAAGGAAAUGAGAAAGGGUCAGGAAAAUACUCAAACUCACCGUCCAUGACUGACUUUCUCUGCAAACAGUGUCCCAAACUUCAUAUUCACUUUGAUCGUAUAGACAAAAAUGAAGUUCCAGAGGAACAAGAACAAAUGAAAAUAUGGCUUCAUGAGCGUUUUGAGAUAAAAGAUAAGUUGCUCAUAGAAUUCUAUGAUUCACCAGAUCCAGAAAGAAGAAACAAAUUUCCUGGGAAAAGUGUUCAUUCCAGACUAAGUGUCAAGAAGACUUUACCAUCAGUGUUGAUCUUGGGUAGUCUGACUGCUGUCAUGCUCAUGACAGAUUCUGGAAGGAAACUGUAUGUGGGUACCUGGUUGUAUGGAACCCUCCUUGGCUGCCUCUGGUUUGUUAUUAAAACAUAAGCAAGUAAUGUGCUCCGGUCAUUUGUCUCUUACUGAUGGCUACACAUUACAUCACAUUGUUUCCUGAAUUAAAUAAGAAGUUUUUUAAAAACCUUGUUGAUUGAACACUGGAUAAAAUAGAAUUAGUGACCACAGCCAACAUGCAGUUGAUUUGGGGCAGACACACAUGGCUUUUCAGGUGCUGGAGUUGCUGGACACAUGCAAGCUAAGUGGAGUUUAUGCUAUUUUUUAUGUUCUCCAUGAACUAAUGUCCACUUGUGAAGAUUAUUUGGAUUGUAUAAUUUAAUGUUUGUAAUUCAGAUGGCUGUAUUUUAACAUUACUUUGUAGCAUAUUUCACUAUAUUCAUUACCUUACAUUUUGGUUACUUGGCAGCUCAAACUCCUAUCACUAAGGUAUUUUAUAUUUUGAAGCUAUGUGAUACUGGGUUUUUGUUAAAUUCUGCAAGUCAAUGAAAGAUACUGUAAUUAUGUGUUGAAAAGUUCAAAGAAAAAAGGUGAAAAGUAUUCAUGGUGAAAAUCUGUCUAGUGUAUAUUUUUAUUAUAUUGUUCUAUUUAGCUAGUUUUCUUUAUAUUUGCAAAAUAACAAACAUUUCUAAUAUUUAUUAAAAUUGAUUAAUUUGCAUUCCCCUCUUCUGCAGAGAAUAAUGUGUAAAGUGUCCGAAUGGAGUUGAAGCUCUGUUAUGACUCUGUCUCAUUUGGCAGAGCUUUAAAUAACCCAGCGUCUGAGCUACUGAGUUAGUGCCUCCUAGCAUCUGUGCUGGACUGCUUUUAAACACAAGGGUUCCUGUUAUUUUCAUAUUGGAAUGGACAUCCACAGAACUCUAGGUGAUGGAAGUCUGCCAGCAUCCUGACUAUCUGUCCUGGCACGUGCCUUCUGCCUGUCUCCCUUUGCUUUGGCGCUGCAUUUGGACUGGAGCGUGUGCACUCAUGGUUGCUUGCUGCUUGUUCCAGCCCUUGCCCUCUGGCUUGGUGUCCUCCAGUGGUGCUGUUCAUUGUUGGGUUGCAGGCAGUGCUGCCCGGCUCAAAGAGGCAUUUCCCUGACUCCUGUGGGUAAGCCUCCUUGGCUACUGCAGAAGCAUUUUGCAUUUGUUUAUGUCAAGAAGCAUCAGGAUUGGGUAAAUGUUAUUUCUCUUCAGUUUUCAUGGAGCCACACUGUUGAUACAUAUCACCUGUGAACAAGAGCUACCUUCUAGGACCAAAUCACACUGUUCUCAGUCAUGGAACAGUGUAUCCUAUGGAAGGAGGCUUUCUAAAGUUUGAUUUGCUGUAUUUUUAUGUUGUAAUUUAAGUGUGAUUGCCUACCAGUCCUUUAAGGUAACAUUUCUGCAUACUUCAUGCAGAUUUUUGUCACAGAAUUAUAUACCAUUAAUCAAGUUGAAAUAGACAUUUAAAUCACAAUAAAUAAAUUUUGUUUAAGUUGAGGGAAAUUUUGCCUCUUAUAUUUGUUUUCUUAAAACCAGGAAAUGAGUCAUUUCAAACAUCUUUGAAGAGUCAUGUGCUGUCACUUGGUUUCUGUGCAUUUGUAUAUUCAUAUAUGGAUAUGUAUAUUCAUAUAUGGAUAUGUAUAUUCAUAUACAAUACACACACAUCCACAGAACAUAGUGUCCUAAAAACGAAUAAAAAACUUGUUCAUCAUG